AUGGAGCCAAAGCUAAAGUAUUUCUUUUGGCUCCUGUGGAGAGACCGAAUCCCACAUAAAAUGCUUCUUGCCCUUCGAAAUAUUGUCCCUAACUCCUGUUGUCCUCGCUGUCACCUUCCUAGUGAAAAUUCAGCCCAUGUGAUCCGUGAUUGUGUGUUCUCUAUGGAGAUCUGGAAAGCAUGUGGUUUUGAUCCCCUCCCCCUCUUAUGCUUCAAUGAUUGGCUCCGAAACAAUUUGGAGGUUGAUUUAAGGUUUAAAGGGAUUGAGUGGGCGGACAUCUUUCCAUAUUUAUGUCAUGAAAUAUGGAAGAAUAGGAAUGACUGCAGCAUUAAUGGGGCUUCCCCUUCUUCAGCUGACGUUAUCAUCCCCAAAGCCAUAUCGCUGUCUCUUCUUCUUAUUCAAUCCAAAAAGUCCAUUGUCCUACCCUCCCUUGCCCCUCGAAGCACGGGGCCUCCUCCUUCUCAGACCACUCGUCCGACCAUCCAUGUAGAUGCAUCUUUCACACACCUAGCGGACCCCAUGGGUACCGGGGGUGUGGCUAGAGACGAGAGGGGGUUUUGGAUCAUAGGAUUCGGGACUAGGAGUUUUGCGAUAGAUGUGGUCAUGGCUGAAAUCAUGGCCAUUCAACAGGGUUUGUUUAUUGCUAGGCAGUUUAGGUUACUUGAGGCCAUUAUAUUUACUGAUUGCAUGAAUGUAGUAGGAUUGUUGUAUAAUCAUGAGAGUUGUGCUGACAAAUAUAUGAGUGCUAUUUUUGAAUGCAGAAAGUUAUGGAGGGAUCUCCCCCUAGUGACAAUUGAGCAUUGCAGCCGGAAGGACAAUCAAGUUGCGGAUUUGCUUGCCAAGGAAAGUAGAAUUAAGGAUGGUAGUUGCAAUGUAACUAGGAUGUUCCCAACUCCCCCUAGUUAUUGUAAUACGGCUUAUAUUGCAGAUUUUAAAACUCGUUCUAAUAUGACUAUAUAA
This is a messenger RNA of Beta vulgaris subsp. vulgaris (sugar beet), 960 nucleotides long. RefSeq lists its product as uncharacterized. The record is from RefSeq and is a predicted model, not a curated record. The transcript has a single exon. The coding region runs from base 1 to 960 and encodes 319 amino acids. Lineage: Eukaryota; Viridiplantae; Streptophyta; Magnoliopsida; Caryophyllales; Amaranthaceae. Gene Ontology annotation, molecular function: RNA-DNA hybrid ribonuclease activity; nucleic acid binding.